This is a messenger RNA of Mesitornis unicolor (brown roatelo), 2279 nucleotides long. RefSeq names its product threonine synthase-like 1 (S. cerevisiae) (gene THNSL1). The transcript has a single exon. Gene Ontology annotation, cellular component: cytoplasm. Lineage: Eukaryota; Metazoa; Chordata; Aves; Mesitornithiformes; Mesitornithidae. The record is from RefSeq and is a predicted model, not a curated record. Bases 1 to 2208 code for a protein of 735 amino acids.
AUGGUGCACAUUGUUCAGUAUCGGCCUUUAAGACUAAUAACCCAAAACAGUCUUUCCAGUGUGUGUUUAAAACUCAUGCUUUCAAGACCUGUUGCCUUUUCACAGAUAUGGAAGUCAUGGUUCUCAAGCCAUUCUCUUGUUGGAAACAAAAAUAUUAUCUUGAUGGGACCUCCGGGUGCUGGGAAAACAACGGUUGGGAGAAUAGUAGGUCAGAAACUAGACUGCCCUGUCAUAGACAUAGAUGACGAUGUCCUUGAAGCAACCUGGAACAUGAGUGUGUCAGAAAAACUGCAGGAUGUUGGUAAUGAGCAAUUUUUAGAGGAGGAAGGAAAAGCCCUGUUGAAGUUUUCAGCAUCUGGAAGUGUCGUUUCCCUCACUGGGUCCAAUCCAAUGCAUUCUGCUGGCAUGCAGCAUAUGAAGAAAAAUGGAAUAGUAGUAUAUCUGGAUGUGCCCACAACAGUCAUUAUGAGCAGGCUGAAAUCAAUGAAAGUGGAUCGCAUCGUGGGCAAUUCUCCUGGUGUUUCUCUCAAGGACAUACUUCAGUUUAGGAAGCAGUUCUACAAAAGGUGGUAUGACAUCCGUGUUCUUUGUGGAGGGGAUAUUGAAGCAGAGGUUGUAGCAGAAAAGGUACUUGAUGCUGUGAAGAGAUAUCAAAACUCAGAACUGGAAACUUUCAUUUCAACUAGGUCUAGUAGGUCUGGAAGGAGUACAGAAAAAGAGUCUCAUAAGUAUUUCAGUGAUGUUGUUACUGAGGGCCUAGCCCCUGAUGGAGGACUCUUUGUUCCUGAGAGAGGACUUCCAAAAUUCACUGCUGGAGAAUGGCAAAGCCUAAUAGAAGCAACUUACAGUGAAAGAGCCCAGGUGAUACUGGAAAGAUGCAUACAUCCUGCUGAUAUUCCUGCUUCUAAGCUGGCAGAAAUUAUUGGAACUGCUUAUGGAGAAAACUUUACUUGUUCUAAAAUUGCCCCAGUUAGGCAUCUGGCAGGCAAUCAGUUUCUCCUGGAGUUAUUUCAUGGACCAACAGCAUCAUUUAAAGAUUUUUCGUUACAGAUAGUGCCACAUAUAUUUGCAUAUUGCAUUCCCAGAAGCUGCAAUUACUUGGUUCUGGUAGCUACUUCUGGUGAUACAGGGAGUGCUGUCCUAGAUGGCUUUAGUCGUCUCCAUGACAGUGACAAACAGAGAAUUGCUGUGAUGAAUUUUUUUCCUGAGGAUGGAGUAAGCCCAAUUCAAAAAUCACAGAUGAUUGGCUGUCAGAAAGAAAAUGCCUGGUCAGUGGGUGUCAAAUCUGAUUUUGAUUUUUGUCAGACAGCUAUAAAGCAAAUCUUUACUAAUUCUGAUUAUACUGGCUUUCUUACAGUAGAAUAUGGAACUUCUUUAGCUGCAGCAAACUCCAUAAACUGGGCACGGCUGCUUCCUCAGAUAGUUUAUCAUGCUUCUGCAUACCUUGAUCUUGUUCAUCGAGAUAUUAUACCUUUUGGAAGCCCUGUAGAUAUUUGCAUUCCCACAGGAAACUUUGGCAACAUAUUAGCCUCUUUGUAUGCUAAAAUGAUGGGAAUUCCUAUUAGAAAAUGUAUUUGUGCUUCCAAUGAGAACAAUGUUUUGACUGACUUCAUAAGAACAGGUGUUUAUGAUUUGAGGGGAAGAAAAUUAAUUCCCACUUUUUCUCCAGCAGUAGAUAUUUUAAAGUCCUCCAAUCUUGAGCGAUACUUGCACCUGAUUGCUAAUGAAGAUGGACAACUGGUGACACAAUUGUAUAACCAGCUGGAAAAUCAGGGCCACUUCCAGCUACGGAAAGAUCUCCUUGAAAAGCUUCAGCAAUGGUGCUCUGAGGAGGACUGUUUAGCUGCCAUUCACUCUGUAUACAGCACUACAGGAUAUAUUUUGGAUACACACACAGCUGUUGCUAAAGUAGUUGCAGAUCGAUUACAAGAUAGAACAUGCCCAAUUAUUAUUUCAUCUACAGCUCAUUAUUUUAAGUUUGCACCUGCUAUCUUGAGAGCCUUGAGGAUUGCAGAAAUAAAACAGAAUCCAUUAAGUCAGCUUCACUUGCUGAGUUCUUACAGCCCUCUGCCUCCAGUCCACUGGGGCCUAUUGGAGACCCUGAAAAAGAAGGGGAAUGAGGAUCACCAGGUCUGUGCUGCUGAUAUGAGUAUGCUGAUGUCCCGUAUAGAAGCCUUAAUUCAAAAUCAUUUUAUGAAAGUUUUCUGAGCAACUGAUCAGACAUUCACUGCCUCAAUUGCGAUAUCUUCUUAGCAAGCUGCAUGUUGUAGUAAAAAGAU